Molecule: messenger RNA, 404 nt
Organism: Cantharellus anzutake
Lineage: Eukaryota; Fungi; Basidiomycota; Agaricomycetes; Cantharellales; Hydnaceae
Exons: 5
Coding region: 1-354 (117 amino acids)
Source: RefSeq, a predicted model, not a curated record
AUGCACGCGAUGCAUGACCCGAUCUGUGCUCGUACGUACAAAGAGGAGAAAGAAAGCAGACAAAGGAGGAGUGUCGGGGAGGAGGUGGGAGACAAGAAUAGGCAGCAAGAGCUGAAAGCUGAAGCAAGCGGGAGUGAAGUCACACCGCGAAAAGUGGAGAACAGAGCGUCGGUAGUGGCAGCGGCAGUGGGUCAAAGGAGUAAGCCCGGAAAAAGCAGGCGGCAAGUUGGAUCUCACUCACCGAGGGAGCACAAGAUACCAGGCGAUAGGGGGAGGAGAAAGGGGGGCCAUCAGGUACAUACCUCCACUGAAUGCAUAUGUCUGAGGCAGUGUCCCCUUACCCAUUCAGGCUAAGUUGCGUGAGAAAUCACGAGAGAUCACCGCAAUCAGUGCUGGGAGGCAUG